UCUGAACUGCCACCAUCACUUCUAAUAGCUCACUUGUCGGCUACGCUGUUAUUCACGCAUGAUGAGCUCGAAACGCCCCUUCGACGGCUCUGGGGAUAUUAGUUCGUCAAAAAAGUUCAAAAGUGAUGCCACGCCCUCCAAUGGACCUGGUUCCUCUCCAGCGAUCUCCGCCGAGGCGCUCAUUACGCAGAAGAAGGCAGAAAUUGCCGCGAAGAUUGCUGCAAUGAAGAAGAAUGCCCCAGCAGCGAUGACCGCGCCGCCGGCUGCGGUUGCAAGCCCUGUGAUGGCAUCGCCAACAGCGGGAUCACCUGCUCCGUCGGUGCCGAGCGAUCUUGCUCGUCGGGUCGCUGAGGCAAAGAGGCGUGUGGCGGAGGCGCAGAGUAAGCUGGCGGUCAAGGACAACCCGUACAUGUCGCUUUCGCAGACAGGAAAGAGGAAUCGACCCCCUGAGCCUGCUCAACAAGGAGCGGGUCUCAAGAUGGCCGCUCACCCUUUGUUGCUCGACAACACCCCUACGGCCCCCCAAUCCAAGAAGGAUAGGUACAAGCCGAUGCAGCCCAAAUUUGCGUCUAUCAAGGCGAACGUCCGCAAUGCUCCGACACCGCCACCGCCACCUGUUCCAGCUGUCCCGAUCGAGUCGAAGGCUAACCCAUACGCGUCAGGAGCUGCCGCCGUUCCUGAUAGCGGAUUCGAAGGAGCUCCAAAAGAGCGUGUCGGCAGGAGCUUGAGAUUCAACCCGAAAGGAAAAUACGUCCAGAUCGCGAACCAGGUGCGGCAGGAAGCUCAGCUGGAGCAACUCAAGCAGAGGAUUGCCGAGAGCGCAAAGAAAGCGGGGUUGGACGCGGAGUUCGAGACACUCGAGAAGAACAUCAGGCGAGAGCCUCCUCCUGCAGCAGAGUGGUGGGAUGCUGCACUGCUGCCGAACAAGACUUACGAUGACCUCGUGCUCGGAGUGGCGCAAAUGAACAUCCGCACCAACAAUUCGCCGAUCACCAUGUAUGUUCAGCACCCGAUACCUAUUCCUGCUCCUGGAGACAAGAACAAGCUGGCUAUGAAGCCCUUGAAGCUCAUUAAGAAGGAGCAAAAGAAGAUGAGGAAGCAGCGCCGCCAGGCAGAGCUUCAGGAUAAAAGAGACCGUAUUCGUAUGGGUCUGAUCCCUCCAGAUGCGCCGAAGGUUCGUCUUGCCAACCUCAUGAAGGUCUUGACGUCGGAUGCCGUCCAAGACCCCACUCGCGUGGAAGCGAGGAUUAGAAGAGAGGUGGCCAUGCGAAAGCAUGCACACGAGAAGAUGAAUGCCGAGCGGAAGUUGACAGACGAGCAACGGAAGGAGAAGAUCGAGAAUAAGAAGGCCGAAGAGGAGAAGAAGGGUAUAUACGGUGCCGUGUUCAAGGUCAAGACACUUUCCGAUCCUGCUCACAGGUUCAAAGUGCGCAAAAACGCCGAGCAGAUGAGCCUUACGGGCGUGUGCAUCUUCAACCCUGCAUUCAGCAUGGUCUACAUAGAGGGAGCAUCCAAGUUCAUCCGGCAAUACAAGAAACUGAUGCUACGCCGCAUCGCGUGGACGGAAGCCGCACGCGAGCGUGGCGGCGAGGAAGUUGAGAUCGAGGGGGGCGACGAGGAGGCCGGGCCCGCAGACAAGGGCAAAGGCAGGCAGGUGGAUGGCGAGGAGGGAGCGGUGUCGCUUGAGCACAACCAGUGCUGGCUGAUCUGGGAGGGCCAGCUGAGGGAUCGGGCGUUCAGUAAUUUUAAGCCGAAGAGCUGCCCAACGGAUGCGGCUGCGAAGGAGGUGCUGGGCCAGAAGUUGGCUGGCUAUUGGGACCAGGCGAAGAAUUGGAAGCCCGAGGAGGAGGAGCUGUUCUGAGGUCUGCUAGUAGAUCUAUAUCGAGUGCUUGCGAUUGAGACCUGUGUAAUUGUGACAUCUGUCUGCUAGUACUGUUUUUCUGUAAAAUGAUGAGUUGAGCCUCCCGUGGCACAGAAUUCGCGU
This is a messenger RNA of Laetiporus sulphureus 93-53, 1984 nucleotides long. Its product is annotated as PRP3-domain-containing protein. The record is from RefSeq and is a predicted model, not a curated record. The coding region runs from base 59 to 1861 and encodes 600 amino acids. Lineage: Eukaryota; Fungi; Basidiomycota; Agaricomycetes; Polyporales; Laetiporaceae. Gene Ontology annotation, biological process: mRNA splicing, via spliceosome. The transcript has 10 exons. Gene Ontology annotation, cellular component: U4/U6 x U5 tri-snRNP complex.